GCCUGCCGCGCGCUCUCCCCUCCGUAUCUGCCGGCGCAGCCGUUGGACUCUUCGAAUGGAGCGCGCGGGCCCUGCGGCCGCCUCCGGGAACCGCCCCCUCGCGCGUGCAACAUGGCGGCCCCCGGGCUCGCCCAGUGACAGGCGGAGGGAGCCCAAGCGGGCCGCUGCCCGGGGGCUCCGAGGUGCCCAGCGCCAUGGAGGCCGCGGCCGCGGGGCCCAGCGCCCCCCGCGCUGAGGAGGGGGCUGGCCCAAGCCCCGCCUCCUGGAUCCAGCGGCUCUGCAACGAGGUGCUCCGCUCCUCCCAGCUGAGCGUGUCCCUGGCCGAGGCCCCGCCGGUGGCCGUGGUGGCGGUGGAGCGCUACAUGGCGGAGAGCCCGCCGCCGCCCAGCAGCAGCAGCAGCGGCGGCGCCCUGCCCAAGCCGCCCGCCCCGGCCUAUUGCUACGACGUGACCCUGGCGGACGGCAGCCGGCGGGAGAAGUGCUACCUGGCGCCGCCGCUGAACGCCCUGGUGCAGAGGGGCGCGCUGCGCGCCGGCGGCCGGCUGCGCCUCACCCGCUGCUCCUACCUCUACGACGAGAAGAAGCUGAGCUCGGGCUUCCUGUGCCUCGAGCGGCUGGACGUGCUGCGGGACCCGCCGGACCUGCCCCCCGGGGGCCGCGAGCCCGACCAGCAGCGGCGCCCGCCGCUCAAGGGCGGGAGGAGCCAUUACCUGCCGCUGUGGAACAACGAAGAUCCCUACGGGGACAUCUGGCUGGCGAGCCGGCCGCCGGAGCGCGUCGAUAUCGAUGUAUCCAAAUUAACUUCUCUUGGUCAUCUGGAAAUGAACUGGAGGAGCAGAAUACACUUCAGUCCAUUGCUUGUGAGAAUCUUGCAUAAGGCUAGACUAAGGUACUAUGGGAAACCUGACAAAAAACUGGAUAUACCGUAUCAGGCUUAUUUUGAAGUUGCUGAUAGUUCAGGCAUGAUGUCGAUGGUUUUGUGGAAUUCUUUAUGUCCUGAGUGGUAUAACAGUAUGAAGAUUGGUACAGUACUUCUGCUUGAACAGUAUGGUAUCAAAACCAGUUAUCCAUUUAAAACACAGCCAACACCAGGGGAUUCGCAGAUGAAGCGAUUUACUACGAUUGAAAUUAGCCUGAAUGUUCGAGAUCCUCCAACUAAAAUUAACAUUAUUCCAGAAAAAAUGGUUAAACCGGAGUGGAGAUUACCUGAAGUUAGAUAUCGGUUUGUCACAAGGUCAGAACUGGAUAACUUACCGAACAAUCAUUCCUGUGAUAUUAUUGGUCUUGUAAUAUUUGUAGGAAGGGCUGAAAGAACAAGAAAGAGAGAAUAUAGUGAAGAUUUUUGGAUUCAUCGCUGGGCACAUGUUGUUGAUGGGACAUCUGACCAACCAUUCAUACUGGAAUUGUUUGCCACUUCUCAGCCGGAUGUAUUUGAACAUAUUCACCCAAUGACCUAUUUGGUGUGCACACAGAUGAGAGUGGUGCGGGACAUCACUGAGAAUACUCCCAGAGCACUUUACCUUACAACUUCAAAUGAGAGUCAGAUGUUUAUUACAGGGUGGCACAAAGGCCAACCAUAUACCAGAGAUGCCAAAGUGAAAAACUUUAUCCAGUGGAUUAAAACUCAAAGUGAAGCUGAUCAAAUGAAGAAAACUGUAAUUGGUGGAUACUGUCCUUUCCCACCAGCACCAAAUACUUUUUUGAAGUAUUGUAAAAAUAAUAAAGUUGAAUCAGUUUUGAAAGCCAUAAGCGAAAUGGAGAGGGAGAUUGAAGACCUGCACUACAGGGAGCACAAGCGCUUUGCUGUUCAGGGGAUAAUUAGUGCUAUAAAAUAUGUCAGCUAUGCAGCUGAAGAUGCCUCAGGAGUGGAACCAAUUCAGGAAGAUAGAGACCAGUCAGCAUCUCAAAAAACUAUAAAAAACACUGGUAUGUCUAAAGAUUGUGUUACGAAAGGGAAAAAGCGAAGCCAUCGAAAUAAAGAAGCUAACUCCGUACUUGAUUCACAAUGCGCUUCAUUGGAACAACAGCAGCAUCCACGUAUGUUAACCAGAAAGAGUCGAAUCAAGAGAAAGAUCGAACACCGUACAGAGCCUGAAAACUUGCAUGAAUUUCAGCAAGAAGAUUCUGUUCCAAAACAAAAUAUCUUGACUGAGCCUGACACUUCACAACCUGAUAGAGCAGACAAACAGGGAGUGAAUGAUGCACCUGAAAUAGAAGAGAUGGGAAGAACUUCUCAUGAUUCAUGGCAAAGUGAUCUGUGGGUAAUGGUGAAAGACAACUUAAUAGAUCACUUGCAUUACUGCACUGUUUUCCCAGAAAGCAUCCCACGUAAAUUUGAUUAUAUGCUCAAAGAAUUCCUUAUACAGCAAUACAAUCUACAUCCAGCUGUGCACAAUCCAAAAGAAUACAUAACAAAUAAAGAAAUUCAUGAAUUUAAAAGUGCCAGUGGCCCUGGGCACUAUGAAGUGACUAUACUGGGGAUAAACCAUGAUGUGGCUAUAGAUGUUGCAUUCCCACCUAUGUUUUGUCCUGAAGAUCCUCAUUUAUUUCGAAUAGAGGAUAUUCAGAAUGAUAUGUUGUUAUCCUGUAUGAGCUGCAUCUCUGUGUGUCAGCAGGACACCACGAGCAAUCAAAAGCUUUAUGACACGUUUCCACUUUCAAUGGUGAGUCAACUGCUGCCGCUCCAUGCGCAGUGCUCCACGGGCCGGCACUGGUCCCCCUCCACGGCUCCGGUGAAGAAGCCGAAAAAGACUGAGGAUGAAACUGUAAAAGCAGCAGUUGACCUAGACAGACAACAUGUCAUCUGUAUCCUGGACAUCUGUCGUUUAGGUGAAGAUAAAGUGGAAGUUUUUCUGAACAAAAUUUAUAAGAUAAUGGAGACUGAUGUGGUGAACCUUGUGUAAUUUAAUAGCUUGUUUUAUUGACGUUAUCCAUUAAUUGUUGGAAGGGAGGGGAAAAAAACCUUUCGUAACUUACAGUACACCCUCUGCAUAUUGCCACUUUCUAGAGCGUAUAGAGCCAGCAUAUCCAGUGUUAUGAAGUGCUCUGAUAGAGCAAUUGUAAUGGUAGUCCUUACAAUUGACAAGGAAGGUUCAUUACCUUUAUAUCUGAAGGCUUUGGAGCAGAGUAUUAUAAAUAUGGCUGAGUGCUAAUUAUUUUUAUACCUCUAUUGCUUUAGUGUAAUGCAUUGAGUGCUGCAGGCAGCUCCCAAGUGUCAGGUGUUUUGUACGUGUUCCAUCAUUAAGCAAAGAGACUGGAUGGGGAAUGGAAUGUGCAGCCAGAUUCUGUCCUCUGUCAGUGAGAGUUGCCUGCAUAUAUGCAUGGGAAGAAUUUGGCUGUAAGUCACUUGUGUGACUGUCUCUCUAGCUGGUAGUAACCUAAAAUCAUUGCCAUCUGACAGCUCGUCAGGAAGGUCAUGUGAAAUAAAAUGGUGGUCUCAGUCCAGUUUCUAGAGAAAACAUGGCUGCAUCACAGAAACUUGCCACCUCACUUGUUCCCUUGUUUGUAGUUUCAGUAGAGCCAAAAGACUUAAUUUCAAUAGAUUGAGAACUAUCCUCUGCUUUAUAGAAGAGUCCCUCUGAGCAGUUUGAGAGACGCAUUGGCUGUUGGUGGGGAAAAGUUUGCCCAGCCAGUGGCAUACUGUGAAUGGAAGCCACAGAAGGUUCUGUGAACGGAAGCCUUCAGUUUUAAGUGCUUUCAGUUCUGCUCCAUAACAUUAAAUUAGUUAAAAAACAAGGCACUUCUCUGCAUUAUUUGUGUUAGAUUUUCUAGAAGCAUUAUUGGAUACAGGGCCAAAGUUUGAGUGUUGUAUGGUCACUUAGAAUGUCAUUCUAUGCUUCUGCAUAGAUAUCCAGUAAAGUUUUGGUGUGUCUCACAAUUUUUAACAGUUUACUAAUAGAAGAAUAUUAAUGUAAAUGUCCUGAUAAGUGAAAGUUAAUACCGUAAAACAUUUGUCCUUUAUAUCUUUCUGUACUGUAUUUUGUAUUUAAAUGUAUGAUAUGGUAUAGGCUCCAGGGUCUAAUAAGAGAGUCUGGCACUCGUACUUGCUAUUCCAAAUUGAGCCAUGCUGACUAUGCCAGCAGAUAUUUUAAAGUAGAUAUACCUCAGGUAGAAGCUUAAUUUUAAGGAAACCAGCAUUUCAAGAUUAAAUGUGUAAGGUAAUUAUGUUUUUGUAAUAGAAAUGACAGACACUUGUACAGAGUUACCAUAUUUUAUUAUUUGUUCUAGUCACUCAGCCCUCUUCCUUUUGUUUUGUUUCUCAGUGCUCCCAUUACAUGUAGUAAAACCCAGCAAUGGCUCUGCCUGCUUUAUCUCACUGCAUAGCAGUGUAUACUUAACAUUGUUGUUAUCCCUUGAUGCUUGCUGUCUUAAAUCUUAACAGCAAAUUCAGAAUUAUGUAGA
Molecule: messenger RNA, 4401 nt
Organism: Caretta caretta (loggerhead turtle)
Lineage: Eukaryota; Metazoa; Chordata; Testudines; Cheloniidae
Gene: RADX
Product: RPA1 related single stranded DNA binding protein, X-linked
Molecular function (GO): single-stranded DNA binding
Source: RefSeq, a predicted model, not a curated record